Molecule: messenger RNA, 2143 nt
Organism: Drosophila ficusphila
Lineage: Eukaryota; Metazoa; Arthropoda; Insecta; Diptera; Drosophilidae
Product: sulfhydryl oxidase 1-like
Exons: 1
Coding region: 344-2032 (562 amino acids)
Biological process (GO): protein folding
Cellular component (GO): Golgi membrane
Molecular function (GO): flavin-dependent sulfhydryl oxidase activity; protein disulfide isomerase activity
Source: RefSeq, a predicted model, not a curated record
GAUACUUUGUCAUUAUAUCUUGGUAUUCUGUUAAUUCUUAGCACUUUACGCAUAGCCAAGGGAGCUUUAAAUAAUUCGGAACCAACAAGGAUUUACCAAGUAGAUUUGGAACGAGCCAUCGAUAAUAUUGUGAAUGUGGAGUUGGCUAAGGUGCCAAUUUUGACCGGAAACAAGCUAAUAGUUCUACGGAACUUUGUUACGCCUUUCAACUUUCUUAGGCCUCUAAACGAAAUCGGCAGAUUGUGGCUAAAAAAUCUGUACAAUACCCUGGAUUUACAGAGAAAACAUGGUCAAGCAAUUCUAGAACCUGAAUGCAAGGACUCUCUUAAAAGUUAUAUAAGAGAUGAUUCGGGCCCUCCCGACUUUACCAAUUAUUUGUGGCCUGCUGCUGCUGCUGCCCCUUUGCCCCAAGGUGUCUGCCCAGGCAAAUGCCAAAGAGGUGAGUCUCUACGACGACACCGACAAUGUGGAGAUGUUGGACGUCGAAUCGCUGAGGCCGGCUCUGUACCAGAACACCCACUGCAAGCUGGUCCAGUUCCUCAACUCCUUCUGCGGCGACUGCCAGCGCUUUGCCCCGAUCUUCAAGGUCUUGUCCCGAGACCUCUACAAGUGGCGAAGGCUUCUCCGGAUCUACGGCGUGGACUGUGCCCAGGAGCGCAACUCGGCGCUCUGCAGGGAUUACAACAUUAGACAGACGCCCACGCUGCGAUUUUUUAGACCCGACGUUACAAACACAACGAUUGUCUACGGAACAGAUAUUUUCACGAAGAAUCCUGACUUCAUCAACAAUAUUACGGCGAAUUUAAUAUCCCGGAAUGAUUACGGACCCGGCCAGCCCAACUUCCUUCCUCUAAAACCGGGUGAAACUGCAGAGAGUCUUUUCCAGAGUUACCAGGAUGCACAAAGCCCGGUCAAGUUCUUUGCCGUUGUCCUUCAGGAACCUUCUCGCCCAGACCAUCCAAUCAAUAUUGGCAGGAACACGCUGCUGGAUCUGCUGCCCUACAAGGAAGUGGCAGUGCGGUACGCUGAGCAGCCCGACAUUUUCGCCAACUUUGGCCUGAAACCCUCCAAUGAGAAUUUGGCCAUCUUCGGCAAGGACGGAAGUGCUCAGUACCUGACUUCUUCUGCGGACACAAGUGAAGCCUAUGUCCAGGCUGUUGGGGAGUUCCUUGAAAAGCAGAACAUAAAGCCAGAACCUCCACUGCCCGCCCCCAAAGAGAAGAACGACGGAUCCUUCUUGGACAUUCAAAAACAGGCUAUUCUUGCCGAGGUCCUUAAGCCACCAGAAAGAGUCUAUCGAGCAGAUUUGGAACAGGCCAUCGAUAAGAUUCUUCACGUGGAGCUCCAGAAAUGGGUGUCCAAUGGAGAAGGCUAUUAUCGCGCUUUGACAAACAUUAUCACGGUGAUUAGCGACCUUAACCCUUUGAAUGAGGACGGAAAAGUUCUGCUGACCACUCUGCGCAAAGAAUUGAGCACCAAACAAACAAUAAAGGGAUCCGACCUCAAAACUCUGGUUGCCAACUCAGAAGAUGGCCUGGGGAUUUUCAAGGCCAGGCGCUACAUUGGCUGCAUUGGAUCGCGUCCGCUCCUGCGGAGCUUCACCUGCUCCCUGUGGACGUUGUUCCACUACUUGACCGUGGAGGCAGCCAAGCCGCCGCAGCUCCAGCCACCGGGUUCAGUUCUAAACGCCAUUCUGGGGUACGCCAGGUACUUCUUCGGCUGCACCGAUUGUGCCGUGCAAUUCCAGCAGAUGGCCAUUCGCCGGAACUUGACCUCGGUGAAGAGCUACGACGGGCAGAUCCUCUGGCUCUGGGCAGCCCACAACGAGGUGAAUCAGCGCAUCGCCGGAGACCCCAUCACCGAGGACCCCAAGUUCAAGAAGAUUCAGUUCCCCAGCUCCGAGAACUGUCCCCCUUGCCGGGACAGCAAUGGGGAAUGGGUGAACGAGGAGGUCUUGAAGUACUUGAAAAGCUUGUAUGACAAAAAGAACCUGAGCUUCUACGGUCUUCCCACCACAAUGGGAUACGACUAAGUCGAGGAGGAAUACUGCUCCCACAUUUCAUAAAAUACAUUGUAUUAUCCUUACUUUCACUUCGUGGUUGCUCUAUAGUAAAACUAAAUAUAUCACAAGUUAUGAAUUCAA